AUGAACGACUCGGUUCUUGGCGCACACGCGAACGCGUCUGCGGCGUUCCUGGACGCGUCGGGAUCUCCACCGAAUCCUGCGCAGACGCCGCGUGCGUUGCGCCUGGACUCGCGCUCGCUGGUCAUCUCCACAACCAUGUUCGCGGUGGGAGUUCUGGGCAAUCUGGUCGCCGUCGCGGUGCUUUGCAUCUCCAAGAGGGAGCAAAAAGAGACCACGUUUUACAUGCUCGUGUGCGGGAUGGCGGUCACGGACCUGCUGGGCACAUGCUUCACCAGCCCGGUGGUGAUCGCCACCUAUGUGGCAGGGAGGUGGCCCGGGGGAACCACGCUGUGCCACUUCUUCUCCUUCUCCAUGCUGUUUUUCGGCUCGGCCGGGAUGUCCAUCCUGUGCGCCAUGGCCGUUGAGCGCUACCUCGCCAUCAGCCACGCGUUCUUCUACUCCCAGCACGUGGAUCGCACCGUGGCAAGGCUGGCACUGCUUGCCGUCUACGUCAUCAACGUGGUGCUGUGCGCCAUGCCGAGUUUUGGGUUCGGACGGCAUGCCAAGCACUUCCCGGGGACCUGGUGCUUCCUCGACUGGCGCGCACUGGACACCCGAGGGGCCGCCUAUUCGUUCCUGUACGGAGGCUUCGUGCUGAUCCUGAUCGCGGUCACCGUGCUGUGCAACUGUGCCGUGUGCCGCUCGCUGGUGGGCAUGAACAAGAAGACCCGCGUGGUGGCGGCGGCUGCCCGGGCAGAGGCGCACGCUGGGCAGGUGGCAUCCAGGCGCGCGUUCCGAAAGCUGCCGGCAGUAGCGUCGGCGGCCGAGAUUCAGAUGUUUUGGCUUUUAAUUUUUAUGACCAUCGUCUUCCUGAUCUGCUCCAUUCCUCUGGUGGUGCGAAUAUUCGUCAAUCAGCUCUACGGUCCCACCUAUAUCGCUGCGGGAGUGCAGCCGGACUACCAGAGUGACCUCCUCGCCAUUCGCUUUGCUUCCUUCAACCCCAUCCUGGACCCGUGGGUGUACAUCCUGUGCAGGAGGAGCCUGUUCACCAAAUGCUGCAAAUGGAUCAAGCGCACGGUGGACCUGAGCAGAGAGAGUCCCGUACGGAGGUCCGGCUGGGUGCUCGGGCAGAACUCGCCUCAGUCGUUUGUGCACAGCAACGCCACCAGCUACGUAUCACUGCGUGCAACAUCCUGUAGAAAAGCUAUAGGGAAACUAAACACCACAAACUCAAAAUCCUACAUCGAUCUGAGUGUCCGGCAGGCGUGGGACUUGGACACGGCCAUGGACGAUUUCCACCCGUUCAGCGUGGAUCAGAGUCCGGUUUUGGGCUCGGAGAGCGAGGUGUCGGGGUCUGAAUCAACGACUGUAAAAAACACGGAAUGCGCUCAGGUGUUACCGACGUCUUGUGAGAAAAUGGACGAAAAUAAAACUGUGAUAGUCACGUGCACCUUCAGCACGCCGAGUUCCUGCUUAUCAGAGCAGUGUUAA
Trichomycterus rosablanca is the source of this 1470-nucleotide messenger RNA. RefSeq names its product prostaglandin E receptor 4 (subtype EP4) c (gene ptger4c). Gene Ontology annotation, cellular component: plasma membrane. The coding region runs from base 1 to 1470 and encodes 489 amino acids. Gene Ontology annotation, molecular function: prostaglandin E receptor activity. Gene Ontology annotation, biological process: inflammatory response; negative regulation of inflammatory response; positive regulation of cytosolic calcium ion concentration. The record is from RefSeq and is a predicted model, not a curated record. Lineage: Eukaryota; Metazoa; Chordata; Actinopteri; Siluriformes; Trichomycteridae. The transcript is spliced from 2 exons.